CAUUACGUAAUUGUAAACUGGUUCUUUGUCUAUCGUUUAUAGAGAACUAAACUACACAUGGAUGUCUAAGGGGACAUACUAUAGGGCAGUGGGAGAAGAAGCAAUGUGCUGACUAAAACAAAUCAGACUCUUCGCAAGCAGGAUGGAGAAACCCCUCUGCUAUGUUCCUAUUGUGAGCAGUGCGACCCUGUGGGAGAGAAAUAUACCUCAUACAACUCCCAGCCCUCAUCAUGGAAGAACACCUUUGCCCUGCACCAGAUUUAUUACUCACAUGAAGAAUUUUUCUGACUCUUAUAAAUUUAGUAACCUACGUUUUCUACAAUUCCCAGAAAGGACUCGAGGUCCAAUUGCAUGUAAACGACUAAUUACUGCUAGCCAAUACAUAAUGCCCGGGCUUACUGAGAACAUAGAUUGUUUGGAUGAAGAAAUCUAUGGACGAGCCUGUCCCUCUCCUACACCAUCCAAUGAGAUGGAUGAGACUCCAUCCAGUGCUGGGAAAAAUAAGAAGCAAACCAAAGAAAACCCCAAGAAGGCCUGGAGCAGUCCAUAUUUGGAAAGCCAAAUGGCAAAUAAGCAUGUUCGACCACUCUCAACAAAACCUAUUCACCUAGAGGCUUCAGGUAGACAUCUGAGUCUUCAUAAGCAGCCCCUAAGCAAUUCCAAGGGAGAUACUGCUCUCCAGCAGAGGCCUUUCACUGCCAUUGGCCUGUGUGGCAAGAAACAGGCCCAUGGCAUCCAGGAGGCCAGCAGGCGGAGCGUGUCAGAACCCAAGCUGGAAGAGAGUACAGCAGCCACAGACGAUGAUGCAGACGCCUACUGGGAUCUCCAAAGCAGAAACCUCCUGGUCGCCACAGGACACGCACUGGGGAAAGUCAAGGUUGCCACGGCACCAGAGAAGCUAGCCAAACACACUCAGCAUCAUUAUCUCCCAGAGGAAGGGAGGCCCAAGGCAGAUGGCCCCCUCCCAAGCAAUCUGGCAAUAGCACCCCUUCCUGUGCUCCAGGGUGGUGCUUGUACCCAUUUUCCCUCCAAGAGGUUAAUAAAGGUUUGCUCCUCGGCACCGCCUCGCACACCCCGGGGUUUCCAUAAGGCUUGUUCACAGGCUCUGCGGAGGCCGGUGGUGAAUGCGGUGAUGAAUGCUCACUUGCAUUGACUGCGGAGGGAAUUGUUCCACGGAGCCCUGCCCAUCCGUCCGGUCAAUGCCUGGGCCGAACAACAGAAAGGGCCUCAGAUGUACUGGUUUCCACAGCACUAUUGUUGGGCUUUUGUAAAGCAUUUUUGAACCUAAUAAAUAAUGUCAAAAGUCUCUGUCCCAGCCCAAAAUGUUCCUUUUGGAAGCAUCACUAAUCGUACUUUUUUUGUUGUUGUUGUUGUUUGUUGUACAAUGUCGCAAAGAAUGCGCGCCCCACAAUGG
This is a messenger RNA of Perognathus longimembris pacificus (Pacific pocket mouse), 1414 nucleotides long. RefSeq names its product chromosome 1 C12orf42 homolog (gene C1H12orf42). The record is from RefSeq and is a predicted model, not a curated record. Lineage: Eukaryota; Metazoa; Chordata; Mammalia; Rodentia; Heteromyidae. The transcript is spliced from 5 exons. The coding region runs from base 143 to 1153 and encodes 336 amino acids.